CGGGGGAGAGUCUAUCAUCAGAGGGCAGCAGCCCAUUGUUACCGCCCCGCCUAGGUCUGCCCGAGAGCAACAUGGGACACAGGGCCGGGGCUGCCUGGGAGAUGGAGGACACCAAGCCCUGCAUGGAGGCUCUGGAGCAUUGCGGCUUUCCAGGCCUCUACCUGUCCUGCUUCGACAUGCUCUUUACCGAGGACUCCGCCUGGCUGGUGAAGGUGUCCGAGGCCUCCCCGGGUCUGGCCUGCGCCAUGCCUGUCCCUGUACCCAGGAUGGCACACGGGGAGGAGCCAGAGCAGUGCCCCGUCAUCGACAGCCAGGCCCUGGGGCUCUCCCCGGGGCUAGAGGGCCAGGAGGAGGAGCGCUCCCUGGAACAAGUCCAGAGCAUGGUGGUCGGAGAGGUUCUGAAGGACAUCGAGACGGCCUGCAAGCUGCUCAACAUCACCCCAGACCCCAUGGAGUGGAACUCGGGGAACGUUCAGAAGUGGUUGCUGUGGACAGAGCAUCUGUACAGACUGCCUCAGGCUGGAAAGACCUUCCAGGAGCAGACUGGGAAAGACCUGUGUGCCAUGAGUGAAGAGGACUUCAGGCAGAGGGUCCCUCAGUGUGGAGACACUCUGCACGCCCACCUGGACAUCUGGAAGUCAGCUGCCUGGAUGAAAGAGAGGUGUUCAGUUGGAGACAGCAAAAUCACAGGCGGAGAAGAGCUGUGGUUGGAGGCAGACUCGUCGUGCUCAGGCCAGCCCAUCCACCUGUGGCAGUUCCUCAGAGAGCUGCUCUUCAAGCCCCACAACUACGGACGCUGCAUCCGCUGGCUCAACAAGGAGAAAGGUAUUUUCAAAAUCGAGGACUCUGCUCAUGUGGCGAGACUCUGGGGACGGAGGAAGAACCGUCCAGCGAUGAACUAUGACAAGCUGAGCCGCUCCAUACGGCAGUAUUACAAGAAGGGCAUCAUCCGCAAGCCUGACGUCUCCCAGAGACUGGUCUACCAGUUUGUCCACCCAGUAUAAGGGGAAGGGGGAGGACAAAGGCCUACAAAGAAAGGGCCACACGAUCACACCUUGGUCUUGAACAUUACACAACUGAGCUGAAAAGGGGUACAACACAUGCACUGGCCAACCCCUGUCAGUACACAUACCCUUUGCCAGUACUGAAGUGUCAGCUGCCAAAGCUGGCAAAUUAAGAUUUUAUUUUUUUAACGCAGAGAAGAAAUUUGAGACAAACAUUUUAAGUGAUCUUUCUCUGGACUGCCCCCCCACCCCUGCCAUCUGAACUGCCUUUUUAAUUUGCAUGAUCUGCCUGUCCUUGUUUUCCUAUUGUGUCAUUUAACCAAUAAUCAGUAUCUUAAAACAACACUGUAGAAUGAAGAACAGUUUGUUGUUUGUUAAUUUAUCCGAUCUGGUCCCCGUCCUUAGUCUGGGAAUGUAUUUAGGAGUUUUGCUUCAGUAGCGUUCAGUUCUGGCAGUUAUCCAGAGGAGCAAACAGCUCCCUCUUUUUUUAUUAAAUCACAUGGCACACUUCGGAAUUCUCCCGAAAGGCAUUUACAAUAGAGAA
Salvelinus namaycush (lake trout) is the source of this 1548-nucleotide messenger RNA. Its product is annotated as SAM pointed domain-containing Ets transcription factor-like. Gene Ontology annotation, cellular component: nucleus. Gene Ontology annotation, biological process: regulation of transcription by RNA polymerase II; cell differentiation. The transcript is spliced from 5 exons. Bases 72 to 1004 code for a protein of 310 amino acids. Lineage: Eukaryota; Metazoa; Chordata; Actinopteri; Salmoniformes; Salmonidae. Gene Ontology annotation, molecular function: sequence-specific DNA binding; DNA-binding transcription factor activity, RNA polymerase II-specific. The record is from RefSeq and is a predicted model, not a curated record.